Penicillium brevicompactum is the source of this 2007-nucleotide messenger RNA. RefSeq lists its product as uncharacterized. The record is from RefSeq and is a predicted model, not a curated record. Gene Ontology annotation, molecular function: protein binding. Bases 1 to 2007 code for a protein of 668 amino acids. Lineage: Eukaryota; Fungi; Ascomycota; Eurotiomycetes; Eurotiales; Aspergillaceae. The transcript is spliced from 2 exons.
AUGACUCCCUACACGCAACAGACGGCCACGGAGUGCGGUGUCGGAUGUACUGUGAGCCCGUACGGGCCCCAUUUCAUGUGCACUACAGACUGCUCGACGGUCACAAGCUACAACGCCAAGGUCACUCAUACAACUACUGCGACAUGGAUCCAGACGGCUCAAAGCUCUGUGUCGAAUAAUACUUCGGGUUCGAGUUCGGGUUUUAGUGGACAACAGAUUGCCGUGGCAUCAUAUAUCAACCCUCUAUCAGAUCCAGCUUCCUGGGAUCGGCUCAUCGGGUACCCCUUUGGCAAGAUGCCCAUUCUAGUUGCCAACGUCGUCAAUGGUCCAGAUUCUACUGUCGACACGAGCUGGGUUGACGUUAUCGAUCGGGCUGCAGCUUCUGGUAAAAGGGUCCUUGGCUAUGUGCGAACUGGAUACCUGGGCGUGAGCCAGCAGUCAUUCUUUACGCGGCUUGGCUCGGACGAUUUAGCUGACUGGACCGCUCAAAUUGAGGCCGAUGUUGACAUGUGGUACAAACUUUACGGCAACAGCAUCGGUGGCAUCUUUUUCGACGAAGGAUGGCCUGAAUGUGGCACCGAUAACAAAUACGCGAGUUUGUACAAACACAUCAAUGAUUACACCAAGCGUGCCUACCCCGGUGCAUACACUGUCCUGAAUCCCGGAUCUACUAUGGCAUCUUGCUUCGAGGACACCAUGGAUACACUGCUGACCUUCGAGCUGGACUAUACUCAUUAUGUCAAUGAGUACACGCCCAAUGACUGGGUGGCGGAUGAUCCGCGGAAGAUUUGGCACAUUAUCUACAACGUGCCAGAGUCCGCGAUUGGCGAAGUAGCCAGGUUGGCCAAGGAGCGUGGAGCUGGAUACCUCCAAAUUACAGACGACAUUAUGCCCAAUCCAUACGAAAACCUUCCUGGCGAUUCUUAUAUGACGAGCCUGAUAGGAGAGGUAGAUGGCGGAACUCUGCUGAAUGCCGAUCCUUCAGACUGGCCAUCUGGAGAAGCCGCAGAAGCAGUGACCGGACUGUCGACUCUGGACUACGACUACACUUCUGCACGCUUGUCCUGGUACCCUGCCGCGAACGCUAUUGGAUACAAGGUGUAUACCGGCGACGGAGUUGUUGCAAGUGUACCAAGCUCAAUGACUCGGAUCACAGUCGGCGGCCUGGACUCCGGGGCUAGCUACGUGUUCCACGUGGCCGCAGUUGGAGGAGGCGGCAAUAUGGGAACAUCUUCCAACACAAUUACAGUGAACACCAACUCAUUACCGGGUGGUAAGACCGUCACCAACUGGAAAUCUACGUCUCAGGAGGUAUCGACUGUUAUAGAAGCUGACAUCCUCGUUCCUUAUGCUUUCAUACGACUUUACAUCUGGGAUGAAGUGAACUGCGGCUUUGAUGAUAAUUCGGGCUGGAGUGUGAACUUCAAGGCCGACAAGUACGUCUGUACUCACUAUAUGGUUGAGGGAACAACACUGUUCAAAUACUCCGGUACAAUCCCCAAAGGCUCUACGGCGCCCCCUUGGGCUUGGACAAUUAUGGGAGCAGUUACUCUCGAUAUCACUAAAUACACCUACAAGUGGACUUUGCCAUUGGGAACUGUGACCAUCGACACAAGCAAGUUCCUUAUCCAGGUUCAAGGUUACAAUCCAUUGGAAAAUUUCGUUGUGCCAAACGCCGACGAUUACGACUGUCAAGGCUCGAUUAUGUGCUCCACCCCCGGGUUACUUGGGUGGUGCGACAAAGCCGUCAACACCUUACACCGAGCUGAUGAUGAGGAUUACUCAACUGACGUCAACCGACUCACUGGAAACUGCUGGGGCGACCAGACCCGUGGCUGUGGAGUCUUUAUACAAGGUACUGGGUGCAGUAUCAGUGGGAAUGACAUGUGGAAUGACUAUCAAAACAUCCGGAAGAUUGGCGGUUGUAAAAAGUGUGGCACAUAUCACCGAGGAAAUGGUUGUCUUGUCACUAUUGACUACGUUUCCCAGUGCGACAAUCAUGGCUAA